This is a messenger RNA of Culex quinquefasciatus (southern house mosquito), 476 nucleotides long. RefSeq lists its product as uncharacterized. Bases 66 to 392 code for a protein of 108 amino acids. NCBI's taxonomy places the organism in Eukaryota, Metazoa, Arthropoda, Insecta, Diptera, Culicidae. The transcript is spliced from 2 exons. The record is from RefSeq and is a predicted model, not a curated record.
AAGCACAAAGUGACACAGUUCAGCUCUUUCUAACGCUUACAAGCAAACCUCAAUUUUGUACAAAAAUGAUGAAGUUCAUCUGCCUACUUGCCCUGGUGUCGGUGGCCUUGGCCAGCACAUCGCAGCUUCCAGCGGCCCCACUGCCGGUGUUGAUGCGCCAAGUUCGAGCAGCUGAAGUGCCACAGCCACAGAAUGCCCAGCCCAAAACGGAUUCCGUGGGUGCCGAAGACCUGGAAGGGGCCGAAACGUUCUUCCACAAAAAGAUCUACGUCGUUCCGGCGUUCGGCUAUGGAGGCUAUCACGGUGGAUACUACGGACAUGGUUACGGCUAUGGUGGAUACGGAUACGGUGGAUACGGUUACGGAGGUUAUGGAUAUCCCCACUAUUAUUAAGUGAGGAUGCAUUUGUAGAUAACUGUGUGCUCUCUACUGUCGAAGUCAAUUUACUCAAGUGUUCCAAAUAAAAAUUAUUUUUAA